GCAAGGUAUACUGUGCGGUCUUUCGGAAUCAGGCGUAAUGAAAAGAUAGCUUGCUAUGUAACUGUCAGAGGGGAGAAAGCUAUGCAGCUACUUGAGAGUGGAUUGAAAGUUAAGGAAUAUGAGUUGUUGAGAAGGAACUUCAGUGAGACCGGCUGCUUUGGGUUUGGUAUUCAGGAGCACAUUGAUCUUGGAAUUAAAUAUGAUCCUUCAACUGGUAUUUAUGGCAUGGACUUCUAUGUUGUAUUGGAGCGUCCUGGAUACCGUGUUGCCCGUCGCCGCAGGUGCAAGUCUCGAGUUGGGAUUCAGCACAGAGUCACAAAGGAGGAUGCCAUGAAGUGGUUCCAGGUCAAAUAUGAAGGAGUUAUCCUUAACAAGUCCUCAAACAUUCAGUGAUAAGCUUAUAAAGCCAACUUCUGGAUCAGUCUGUCUCCUCUCAAGUUUAUGUUUAUGUAUUUUGUAGACCUGCAUCUAUAUCACUCGUAGAGGAAAGUUUUGGAGAGUUUCUAGUAGUGGCGUAUGAGGAUGUUUUAGUUCUCAUUUUGGCUAUCAGAUCAAUUCCAUCUUUUUUGGUCAUUUUCUUUUGUUCCAAUUAAAUCAGAAUCAUUCAACUCCACAAUCUAGUACAAUAGACGCUUUGAAUACCUGAUUUGUUUGCUAUUGUGGUAACAAAUUAAUCCACUGUUUAAGCGUUGUUUUU
Nicotiana tabacum (common tobacco) is the source of this 697-nucleotide messenger RNA. Lineage: Eukaryota; Viridiplantae; Streptophyta; Magnoliopsida; Solanales; Solanaceae. The record is from RefSeq and is a predicted model, not a curated record.